AUGGCUUUAGCCGUUACUCUCUCUGCAACACUAAUAGAAGAAGAACUAUUUCUAAAUGAGAAAACCAAGGCUACAAAAAAUCACGAAACAUUAGAUGAUGAGCUUCUAAUGGAUGCCAAAAACCAGGAGAAAACCUCCCUGAGGGGAACAAGCAGCAUCUUCCUUGGUCCGAGGGCUGUGACGACAUCAUCAUGUGACAAGAACCCUAAGGUUUGUAGAGCCGCCGCAUACGGCUCAAGAUCACAUUGCUGUCACAACAAGUGUGUGGAUGUGAAGACGGACACACUCAACUGUGGGAAAUGUGGGGUGAAAUGCAAGCAAGGAGAGAUAUGCUGCAACGGCCAUGUUGUGCGCACAAUGUCCGACAAAAAACACUGCGGGAGAUGCGACAACCAUUGCAAGAAGGGUGGUUCUUGUGCGUUUGGGAUGUGUAGCUAUGCUUAA
Messenger RNA from Fragaria vesca subsp. vesca, 444 nucleotides. RefSeq lists its product as uncharacterized. Lineage: Eukaryota; Viridiplantae; Streptophyta; Magnoliopsida; Rosales; Rosaceae. The transcript has a single exon. The record is from RefSeq and is a predicted model, not a curated record. The coding region runs from base 1 to 444 and encodes 147 amino acids.